AUGCCAUGUCCUGGGACGCUUCCCUCCCAGCACGAAGACCGAUCCGUUUCGAAGAACACAGUUUCAAGUCAGCUUGAGCCCGAUCUUCUUCGUGGCCUACCGCUGCACGAAGCGCUGUCUGCGUGGGGUCACCACUGGCGAAAUGACGUGACACCCAUGAGCUACGCGCUCAGCCGUCCCACCAACACCUUUGAUGGCUUCCUCAGCCAUGAUUGGGCCUCGAGUGGUUGGCUAAAGUUUCUUUCCCUACUGAUCAUCUUCAACUCAGGUGCUGCCUUUUGGUCGUGCCUUGUGGUCAGCGUAUUGGUGGGCAUUCUCCGUGGUUACGGAUGUCUUCCAGAUGAACACUGGACUGUGGCGUUUGGCCACUUCAUCUACUUCUUCGUCUUUUUCUUCUGGCAGCGGCUGCAAAUGCCUUGCCGGCACUCUCGGAUGAUGUUUCUGGACAAGGUGUGCGUGGCACAGCAUGACGAUGAGUUGAAACACAAAGCAAUUAUGGGACUGGCUGCGUUUUUGCUCAAUUCGCAGGAGCUGAUUGUGCUGCUGUCAUCGAGGUACUUUACGAGAUUAUGGUGCGUUUUCGAGAUUGCCACAUUCAUGAAAGAUCCGGAGCGACGUAAGCGCAUACGCUUGAUGCCGUUGAAGAGCACCGUCUUGCUCCUCUUGGUGUCUGGAUGUUGGUAUUUAUUGAAUAUUGGCUUCAACACGACCAAAUUGGUUUUCUGGGACUAUAACUCGAGUGAGACUGAGUCGAGUUUCGUGUUCGAGACAGUGGCUGCAAUCGUAUCCAUGUUUAUCUUCUGUUUCGUCUUGCUGCCCGUUGCCUUCUACGUCGGCAUGGAGAUGAGUGAGGACAUGGAGGUUAUGCCACAGCAGCUGCGAAAUUUUCGCGUCCAGGAUGCGAAGUGCCUCUGCUGCUCCAUCGACCAUCGAGACCCCAUCACGGGAGCACGGCUGCCAUGCGACCGAGAGGUGCUGUACGCCACGAUGAAGGAGUGGUAUGGCGGAGACGCUGCAGGUGGGAGCCGUUGCAAAUCACAUUCAGUUGAUUCGUAA
Messenger RNA from Symbiodinium necroappetens, 1056 nucleotides. The record is from the annotation of a GenBank genome assembly. Lineage: Eukaryota; Dinophyceae; Suessiales; Symbiodiniaceae.